AUGUCCGCCGACGCCGAUUCACGCGCAGAAGGCGCGUUAGCAGCAUGGCAGCCCGAAUAUGGCGUGGGCAACUGUCACAUCUCGCGUGAGCUUAAAAAGUACAAUGACCUCCCCAACUCACAUUUUGUGCUGUUAUGUAGUCUGGCCAAAGUAAUUAGUCACUCAAGGAACGACAUGACGAACACUGUUUCCAUUGUCAGUGUCUGCGAACCAGAUGGCCGAGCAGUCAUCACGCCCAUCUCCAACAUGGAUGAUUAA
Messenger RNA from Dibothriocephalus latus, 258 nucleotides. Lineage: Eukaryota; Metazoa; Platyhelminthes; Cestoda; Diphyllobothriidea; Diphyllobothriidae. The record is from the annotation of a GenBank genome assembly.